Messenger RNA from Daphnia magna, 600 nucleotides. RefSeq lists its product as uncharacterized. The record is from RefSeq and is a predicted model, not a curated record. NCBI's taxonomy places the organism in Eukaryota, Metazoa, Arthropoda, Branchiopoda, Diplostraca, Daphniidae. The transcript has 2 exons. The coding region runs from base 1 to 402 and encodes 133 amino acids.
AUGGCUAAUGGAGAACAAGCAACGUUGAUGGGAGCAGCCACCAUUUCGGUCAACCACAAAAUGGGAACAGCAACUGGCGAAGCGGUGGUAUUUGGGAUGGACGGAAUUGAUUUGAUUUUGGGCAAUGAUUUCCUGAAACAGUAUGGCAAAGUACAAAUCGAUUAUCGAGAGCCGAAGGCCUCAAUUACUUUUGGAGAUCAGCCUCUUGCAGCCAUUACAUCGCAGCGGACAGAUCACCAAACACGUGGCCAAUGUGAUGACAGUAGCGCCAGCUUUACAGGCGGAGAACUUUUGUUUCGAACCAUCAGGAAAACUUCUACAAACCAAGGGAGUGUCGGUGGGACACGCGUUACUGGCAGCCAAAGUGGAUUUCACCCCGUUGGCCAAUUUAACGUCGACUAGCGUGUGGAUUCCAAAAGGGACGACAUUGGGAGUCAUCAGUGGCUACGACGGAGAAGUGCUGAGCUGUGGCCUAACGACAAAAGAAGAGAACUCCCCAAUGACCAGACCACCAACAAAGGAAGAAGUGAAUCAGCGGAGGAGACUCAUAGACGACCUCAAAAAACAAGUAAAUCAUGGCAUUCCGAAAGACAAACGUGA